GAGAGAGAGAUAUUUUGACUUGAUUUUGUGGUAGCAGAUUGGAAUUGGUUUUUGUGUUAAGAGCCAUUAAAGCGAUUGAUGAUUACUUCUGGAUUUGCUUCCACAUAUUCAGCUCUCAGCGAUGCAGCUGGAAUCGCCGGGAAUGUGUUCGCAUUUGUGUUGUUUCUUUCACCUUUAACUUCUGUCUUCUUUGGCAGACCCACAUUUAGAAGAAUUUUGAGAAACCAAUCAACAGAAGAGUUCUCCGGUUUGCCUUAUAUUUAUGCUCUGUCGAGUUGUUUGAUCGGCUUCUGGUAUGGUGUGCCCAUUGUAUCACCUGAUAUUAUAUUGGUUGCGACUGUCAAUUUCAUUGGGGCACUUUUCCAGUUUACCUAUAUAAUCAUGUUUAUUAUAUAUGCUGAGAAACGAAAGAAGGUGAAAAUGCUGGGAUUUUUGCUCUCAGUUUUAAGCAUAUUUGCAAUUAUUGUAUUUGUGAGCUUGAGGUUGCUUGAUUCUCCUAUGCGGCAGAUCUUUGUUGGAUACUUGAGUGGUGCUUCUCUCAUAUCCAUGUUUGCAUCGCCAUUGUUUAUAAUUAAAUUGGUGAUCCGAACACGAAGUGUUGAGUUCAUGCCAUUUUAUCUUUCACUGUCAACCUUCUUGAUGAGCAUAUCUUUCUUUGCCUAUGGAAUCUUUAAGGGUGAUCCUUUCAUUUAUGUGCCAAAUGGGAUUGGAUCUGUUCUGGGGUCAGUACAAUUAAUUUUGUAUAGCUAUUACAGCAACACAUCCAGAGAAGACUCGAGAGAACCCCUGAUAACGUCUUUUCAUGAAUGAUAACUCCCAGAGAGGUAAAAGAUUGAUUUUAGAUGCUUUUAUUGAGAAUUUGAAAUCCUUCUAUUUUUCUUCUGUGAGGUGGUGCUUGUAUUGUAUUUUUUUUGCAUGGACAAGUUCGAAAUCGGAUGCUGUAACUGCAACUGGAAACAUGUACAAUAUAUUGAUUUUCAAAUGGAAAGACUCUUAUGCAAAUAAAUGGAUGUUUCGGUAAUUCCAGAACUGUUUUGGUUCUUUUGGCUUCAUCCAUAGACACUAGAACAGAAACAGAAAAUUUAUGAAGGAUAUGAGGACAAAAGCUGAAUGCACUAGAGAGAGGACAUUUAGAGAAUCAAUUAGCAUACAUUCUUGAAGCCGCUGAAAAAUGAAGAAAGAAGAAACAUUAUGUUCAAUACCAGAAGCAAUAGCUUGGCUUGUGUCAGUUGAUA
This is a messenger RNA of Telopea speciosissima, 1235 nucleotides long. Its product is annotated as bidirectional sugar transporter SWEET2-like. The coding region runs from base 79 to 810 and encodes 243 amino acids. Gene Ontology annotation, molecular function: sugar transmembrane transporter activity. The transcript has 6 exons. Gene Ontology annotation, cellular component: membrane. Gene Ontology annotation, biological process: carbohydrate transport. The record is from RefSeq and is a predicted model, not a curated record. Lineage: Eukaryota; Viridiplantae; Streptophyta; Magnoliopsida; Proteales; Proteaceae.